AUGGCUGCUCUACCGGGCGCUGUUGAUAAAGCAUAUAUUGUAGAGUCUGCGUCUAGCAUGAAACGCGAGGUUAGCGUCGAGGAGAAGCUUCUAACAUGUCUUGGAGUCCUCCGCAAAAUCGCCGAUGCGGAAUUUCGGACAUGGCGUGGGAAGGGCAAAUUCGGCAGUCCAGCCGCUCUGAAUAAAUGCCGUGAUGCGCGCGGCGGGGUCCAACGCAGGACUCGAGACUUGAAGGCUCGCAUGCGCAAUUAA
This is a messenger RNA of Penicillium maclennaniae, 252 nucleotides long. RefSeq lists its product as uncharacterized. The record is from RefSeq and is a predicted model, not a curated record. Lineage: Eukaryota; Fungi; Ascomycota; Eurotiomycetes; Eurotiales; Aspergillaceae. The transcript has a single exon. Bases 1 to 252 code for a protein of 83 amino acids.